AUGCAAAGUGGUAAGAAAGACAACCAAGCCACUGCUGGAAAUCGCACAGUAAUUCGCAGUCUUCCAUACCCAGCAGAAGGUGUAGAAGUAGUUUAUACAGCUGACUCGGUUGAGGCUGAUGCCUGGUUGAGGAACAAUGUAGUUGACUGUGAUGUUUCGGCAGUUGGUUUUGAUAUUGAGUGGAAGCCACAGUUUAUAAGUAAGAAGAAGGGAGGAAAGGAGAACAAGACUGCUGUUCUUCAGCUGGCUGUGGAAAAGUCCUGCCUGGUGUUACAUCUACACCAUAUGGAGACAAUGCCCAAUUAUCUGAAUUCUGUUUUGACUGACACAAAGGUUGUCAAAGUUGGAAGUGGCAUCUUGCAGGAUGUCACUAAAUUAAAGCGAGACACUAGAUUGAAAUGUGUAGGGUUUGAGGAUACGCAGACAUUGGCCAGGUCUGUGGGUGUCCCAAGAUCUAGCAAGUUUGGACUGAAGGCUCUUGCUGAUCGAUUCCUUGGAGUUCAACUUAGCAAGCCAAAGUCCGUCUCCAAGAGCAACUGGGAAAAAUUCCCAUUGAGGAUUCAACAGAUCCACUAUGCAGCUCUGGAUGCUUGGGUAGGGCUCAAAAUUUACCAGUGCAUGAAACGUAUGAAAGAUGCUGGCACUACUGUGGCUCCGAGCCACAGUGAUACCAGCAUCACUGUUCCACUUGAGGCAAUCCCUUGUCAUGUUUGUAACAAAAAGGUUAAAGACAAGGUUGCCCUCAAGCAACACAUGAAGAUAGUUCAUGCCAAUGGUGAGACUGCCCAAACCAACAAAGCUAUACCUGUUGGUAAAAUCCGUUGCCAUGUUUGUAACAAAAAGGUCAAAGACAACAAUGACCUUACCCAACACCUGAAUAUGGUUCAUGCUAAGUGCAAGUGCGGUAAGUUUUUUAUGGCCAAGAUCGAAAAAAGUCACCAAAGAACAUGCCCGGCACUCAAAGCAGACAAGAAGACGUGCCCAAAGGUCAGUUCAAGCACUUCAGUAGAGAAGGAAGUACCAACAUUACCCGUACAUGUUUGUCAAGGAUGUGGGAAAAAGUGCAAGACUACAGAAAAGCUUAUUGAACACAUCAGAGAAGUUCAACAUGUCUCCUGUCCAUUUUGUACCAAACUGCUUCCAAUUGUUUCAAGUUCUUCCCACAUUCAGAAAUGCAAAAAGUUUUUGGGUGGACUGUGGAAAGAACUUUCAACUGGUCAAGUUAGUUCUACAGCCAAUGGCUAAGUCAUCCGUGUGGUGAAGAAAGUGUGCACGUUUUGAAUGGUUCAAUUUGUAGUCAUUGAACCAGUAAAUGGUGCAAGAGGAAGAGACAAUUCAAACAUUUUCAGAUGACUUUGGUUUUUGUCCACUGAAUUGUUUCAUUCAUUUUUAUUUUUAUUUUUUUUACACAUGUCAACAACAAAGUAGUUGGCAUGAUCUUUGAAAUAGCACUCAGAUGCUCACCUAGCCUGCAUAGUGAGAUGGAUCAUAGUUUAUGAGUGUUUCUUUGUGGCAAAGCCAACAAAAGGCAAAGCUGCAAGGGAUUUUUGUACACGUCAAGGGUCACUGCAGAGGAAGAAUCCCCCAUCUCAUCUCCUGUAGUUUUCAAUUGCCACCCACAUGUGUCACCUUCUUAAAAACAACAAAAGAGUCUGUAAUGUAGAGAUCAUUUGAGUAUGGAACUACAAGAGUAAUAACAAUCCAUACAGUCUUUAAAAAAACAUUUUGGAAACCUUUUUAUCUUUGCCCACUCAGUCUAGAAAAUCUCAGUGGGAUUUUCCUUUUUUCUGAAUGAGAUGGAUAUUUUCCCCUUUGUAGUGGUUAAAGUACAACUCCUUAGGUUUAAGUGUAAUUGGUUUGUCAACCCUUACAAAAUUGUAAGAGGGGACAACUGUAUGUAGGGUCAUUCUCAAAUUCUCUCUGUUAAAGGUCUACUAUCAUAGUUGUGCAUGGUCUGAUUCCUUAAGGGACCAGUGUAAGAUUCUACAUAAUUACCUACUCACCCCUCCCCUAACCCAGCAAUAAAACUAAUUUUGUACUUAGGGCAAAAUGUUGGGUUAGCGGAGGAUCCCGAAAACUUACAAUAAUCCAGCCAAAGUCCUGUUCUAACCAUUUUACUGCAUGGAGUUGUUUCUAGCCUGAGUAUCAGUCCCUUUUCAUUUCUCUCUGUUAUCCGUCUAUGCCAUGACACCCUCUGAGAUCUCCAUUAUUCUUCAUAUGAUACGAAAGCCAAAUUCAAUAAUUGUUUUAUUAUUCAUUCAAAAUGAUUCCUAGUUUAAAAACUUUAAACUUAGCUAAAACAUGCUUACCUCCAUCGAUAUUAAGUUCAUCUUCAAUAGUGCACGUUUAGGGUUGUUCAGCUCCACAAAUAUUCUCCAAAUAGCAGAUGUCGCCCUUCGAAUUGUCUUCUUGCUGUUCUUGCCAUGUUUUUAGCUAUUAUUUACCUCGUCUCCAGGUCUUCUCUGUUAACGGUGCAUUAACCUGCAAGAAAGCUACACUUUUGACGUCAUCGGUUCAUUAAACACAAAAUUCUUCCAAAUUUGGUCAUCAUAGCCAAUCAGAAUCAGGGAAAUACUUUGAAUGAAUAAUAAUAUGAUUUAAAGGGUCAAAAGGCCAAGUAGUCUCCCUUAGGCAACUUUGUGUCAUUUAAAGUACUUAUUAAUUGGAACAGUGUGAGAUUCUGGGAAACGUCUUACCAACCCCUCCCCUAACAAAGUCCUAUUAUGGCUUUUGCCCUGACCCAACAUGUUGCCCUAAGUGAGAAGUUGGUAUUAACAUUAAGGGGAGGGGCUGGUUGUGCAUUAAAACUAAGAUUUCUUGGCCUUAUUGGCUGAAGACAUUAACUGAGGGUAAUAAUAUAAGUGGUAAAAAUACCCUGGUUGUGCAAGAUAAUCUGAGCCCUCUGAGCAAGUUAUUCAAAACAACAGAAUAGGCUUAGAUUGUUCACAGUCCUCUACUUUUUUUAGUAAGAUCACCAGGAUCAAGCAGUUGCCAGUACAGGCGGCAAUCUUGGUUUCUUAUUUACCGAAGGGGCGUCCCCCCCUAAGUGAUUUGACACUCGUUGCAUUCAAGAUGGCCGCCCGUAACGUGAAGCGCUCGACCUAAAAGUAGGGGACUUUGAACAGUCUAGAAUAGGCUGCAGUUCCGUGGCAACGUGUAUUAAUCAGUUAUAGAUUUAAGGCUUGUUUAGUCUUCAAACGGUCAAUUUAUUUGCAACAUAGAUGAAGAAUUAUCAAUGAGAAUGGUUAACAGGUUUUUACUUACGCGUUUGUGUAAAAUAAAUUUUGAGUGAUUGUUGUUGCUUAAAGUGGAGAGACGUUUGUAUCUUCUUCAAGUGAUACAAGAGGCUUGGUGUCUUAGAUUUACCCUGAACUGGGUACAGAAGUUCAAGGAAAUUUUUUGUGGAGAAUGGCGAUAAUAGCAGUUCCGAGCCUCUUUAUAGCUCACUUUCCCUUAGAUUUCGAAUUUCUGGGAGGGAGAGUGCCCCAAGAUACCCCGAAAGGUUCCACAUCUGGUGCUCGCUAUUAAGUCCCCUCCCGCUACCCCCCACACCCCAACACCGCCAUCCCUGUGGGCUCCUGUCAACUAGGAACAAAAAACUGUUCUCACUGCGCAUGGCCAAAGUGCAUCAAGAAGUAACGUCAUAUGUACUUAUUGACUGCAUGGGCGGGCCGGACGGGAAAAUAUUUGGCUCGAGGUCAGGACGACACCAGAUGUGCGUCCUGACUGGGACUUUCCGGUCCGGCCCUACCUACAAUCGCUGACACUCAACUUGGGUCACAUUGCUCUGAUACCUGUCUUUAUCUCUUCCAAUGUUGUUUUGAAAUGGUUUUUUGGUGGAGUUGUCCAAGUUCGAGGCCAACAUUGGGAGGAAAAGGAAAAAGAGGUCGAGCACAACAUGUCAACGUUAUUCCUUCAAUUGAUCCAAGUUCUAAUGUCACGGAUUGUAGCUCAGUCAAUAAGCAUUUUAUCAUAUGACAGUUGUGUUUUUGAAUUUUCUUUGACGGAGCGAAAACUCAUUCAUGGCAGCAUUUGCCUCGUUUCGCACGCGCUUUUCUUAGAAGGGCCGUACGCGUUUUUUCGGCCCUAUCACCUGACGCUUACCGCCCUCAUACGGAACUUUUUUCACAGGGUUUUUCAACGAAAUUGCGCGCGGGAACGUGUCAUAUGAUAAGUAAUGGUAACAGGACUGAGUGGAGUCCAAUUCGGUCUGUAAUCAUACGAGUGAUUAACAAAAUUGGACGGCCGCGUAGCGGGAGUCCGAUUUGUUUAAUCACGAGUAUGAUUACAGACCGAAUUGGACGACACGAAGUUCUGUUACCAAUUAAUCAUAACUUUAACAAAAUUUGUGACAUAUGAGGCUCCUUUUUCAAUCAAAACACAAGAAAUUCCGCGAUUUUUUUUGCUAGCAGUGACAAAAGAAAAGCCAUUUAAGCGCCCGCGUGAUGGCGCGUACUGUCCACUUACAUAGGCAUGACGUGUUCUGUCCUAUUUAACUGUCCUAUUAAGGCUGAAAUCAGGGCAGUUGAUAGCCAAUCAGAUUUAAGAAUUUUGUUAUAGUUAUGAUUAGUAAUUACAUAUCUUAUCAUUUUAGCCUGCGUUACACCAACGAGAUUUAACCUUAAAAUAUUUCCUUGGGUUAAAUUACGUCUGCGUCGCAGGGUUAGUUUGAUGUCUACCCCAAAUCACGAGAUAUUUCAGGAGAUAUUUCAGCAAUAACGGCAAAAUCAAAAUCAUGCUUGGAAAGUUUUUGGCAACGAGCCUUUUUCUUUUAUUUUUCUGUCCUAUGUUGGUACUUUAUAUUUAUUUCUGGCAAUACUCAUUUGAUUAUUCAACUCCAAAAGUGAUAAUAUCGUCGUGCGUUCCGUAUUAUGAGUAUAAAUUGAACCAGACUGAGCUAGGACCCUCUCUGGAGUCCUUUAUUCAAGCAUCAAUUACCGACGAUGGCAGAGAGCUUCGUUUUCCCGGACUGGCAGUAACUUCGACACUCAAAGAUGCGUGUCAAGCCCUCAUUGAUGUGAGCAAAGCGAAAAUACCAGCAAACAAGAUCGCUCUCGUCAUCCUUCUACAUGAAGAUGAAACUGCUUGUCCCAUGCAAGACUUGGCGCUAGAAGCUCAGAGGGCAGGGUAUUCAGUUUUAAUAUAUUUCGCAAACUUUGUCAAAAUCAGUACAACCCCAACAGAAGUGCCAAGUAAAGAGACUUUACUGAUCCCGGUUUUGAAAGGUUCAUUUUCUCAAGCUUUCAAAAACGGCGAUAUUUCUGGGUGCACUGGUAGAACCGUGGAAAUCAGCGUACAAGUUCAUAGACAGCGUUCAAAAGAACUUGACGCAAUGAAAUCUUACUUUGAAAAAAUUUACUACUGGUUUCUUGUGGGGCCAAUCAUCACACUCGAGUGGAUGAGACGGACAAAGAAAUUCUGUUGGUAUUCCGGACGACAUGAAAGAAGUGAAAAUCCAUUAGAGCCGGAAGCGGAAAACCAAGUCGAGCCUGAUGCUGAAAGAGAAAUUCGAACAAUGGAGGAAGGCGAGCACAGAACUGGGGAGUCGGUACAGUUAUUAGCAUGCCGAGAAAGACCUGCUGAAGAACACCCCCUACGCAGUGCCAUAAGUUAUGACUCUCGUGAUAACAGAUGUCGUCCUCAAGGAAGUGGUUCUGUCAAAGAACACCACAGUGUUUGUUACAAAGCAGCGAUAGGCUUUGGUUAUCUGAUUCUUGUUUUAGCAGCUCACCCGGUAGGUUUGUAUUGUGGAGGACUAUCGUUUUUUAGAUUUGAUGAUGCAGCCGAUUUUUACCUUCCUUUUUGGUGGUCACCUUUUCAGAUAUUUUGCUUUUUCUUGUACAGUCACCUUGCCUGUAGAAAUAAACGGAGAUGGACAUGGACUAUUUCCACAACAUUUUCAAAAUUAAUCCGAAAUGACUGGUUCGCGUCGAACAUUUAUUUGCUAGUGUUGGGUGUUGUGGAGCCAUUUUGCUCAUUAUCAGGUUCGGUGGGUAUGACAUAUCUCCUCUUUCCCCUUGCACUUUACAAUUCCGUAAACACACUAUGCAAUUUUCUUUUUUUAAUCAUUUUAAACAAGCACAAAGUCGUCACGCGCUACGUUUUCUACAUCAGUGUUUGUAUGAUUUGCGCUUACAUCGAGAGCGAUGUUGUUGCUUUGUUUUAUUUUACACUCAAUUCUCAAGGAUCCUUACAAAACGUCAAACUCACAGCUAUCCGAACAGCGGCAAUUACUCUCACAUUGCUUGUAAGUUUUAGGACCUCUAUGCACAUCAUUCGGAAACUCAUCAAUCCCAGCGAAUCACUGUUUGAGGGACUUUCAGAGCAGUGAGUGUUACAGUGACACCGAAACCCUCGGAAGAAUCAGAAAGUUUUCAAUUUUUUUCCCCAGCUGAUCGUUUAUUGAUACUAUCAAGUGAUUGGUUCUAUCUUGUUUUAUAACAUUUAGAUAUUCUCUAAAGUCCCGGGAGAUCUUAGCAAGCUUUACUUAGCUUUUUCAAAAAGAUCCUAUUAAUUUUGUGAAUCAUCCUACAGUUCUAAUAAUUAAAAGAAUAGUCAUUAAAAUAACAUUAAAAUAGCGGUUGAAAUAGCGGUUUUGCUCAGUGAAGAGAUUUCAUUUUUACCGUGGAGUAUAUGUAUACCUUAGCAUAAUCGUUUACACCGUCUAUGACCAAAAUUUCGAUAAACACAAUUAUUAAAUAGUUUCUCGUGUCUACUAAUGCAAAGCAUUCUUGUAAAAAAUUGAUAUUCAACGUACUAUGUACUGAUCUUUCUUAAUUGGAAGGGCCCAAAAGUUUCGAAGGUGCUUAUAAAUAUGAAUUAAAAUGUACACUUAGGCAAAUGUAUGAAUCCUUUUAUUCGUUUACUCCUAAUGUAUCAUUUAAGUUCGCAUGUUUCUAUAUUGAGAAUCUGAUUAUGCUAGUGUACUCGAAGUGAAUAUUAAAGAAUUUUGACUAACAGUACUACUUUAAUUUGGUCCUGUUUCUGUUAUACCUGGAAAAGUGGAACUCAGAUUUGUUGUAUUUCUCGUUUUUGUCUUUGACUCCUUCACCCCUAGUCCAUGCGCGAGAUUGUCUCCCCAAAUCUGUGGCCGACAAAAUUCUGUGCUGCCAUCCAAAAAACCCUCUUUGACAGAACUCGGGGGCGGAUCCAGGGGGGUGGAUUAGGUGGCUAGCCAACCCCCUUUAGGACAGCCCACCCCAAAAAAGUAAUACGCGGAAAAACAAACGGAUAUACGUGGGUCCUCAUGUGGUUUUCACAUGACGUCACUAAAAUUCAAACUAAAAAACUAUCGAUCCUACCGAGGUUUUACUUUCACGACGUAUUAGAGCAGCUGAAAACUAAUUUUCAUACAAAUUUUCGCUUCAAAAGGGUUCUUGGUUUUGUGAUAGAGUACGCUUGAAUUUCUGAGCUUUUGCGUGACGCGGCAUUUACAUGACGGCCAAGAGAGCUGUCAUGUAGGUUAAAAAAAUGACUUAUUUCAGUAAAUUUUGCUAUCUAAACAGUUCACGUAUUAGAAAAAGUAUUACUUUAAUGUUUAUGAGUUUCUCGAAGAAUAAAUUCACGCUUUUGUUGCAACACUCGGUAACAGAUGUUUCUGUUGGUUUCCGUCCGCCAUGUUGGAACUUAUCCAGGUGAGCACCAGCAUGGCGUCUCCAAACAAAUCUCUUUAAGUUUGGGCAAAACAUUUCUUCGGAUAUCUCGCAUACGAAAUAUUCCUCUGACCUGAAUCGUGGCGAGGGUCUUUGUAUAUGUACCUCCUUUUAUUUCCCAGAUUCUGGACUUUAUCUAUUGAACGGUCUUGAUUUUUAUUUUGAUCUAUUUUGAAUGGCGUGAUACCUGCAAUCGCCAUUCAUGUAGCCUGUUCCAGGCUCCGAGAUAAUGAAAAGUUGUUCAGUGAAAAGAAAUGCGAAAAACGCGCGGGGGCUGGGGAGAGACAGGGCGUUAUGUUUCCGAGAAUCUAAGGGCAAAAAAUAAUCAUUGAUUGAAUUACUUAAAUCACACAUGUGCCGGAAGCGGCCUAUCAUGUGAUUCUAAGAUCAUUUUCUAUAUUACAAAUCACGAGUUUCAAGAGCGUGACAUCUGUCCCACAGUCCUAUAUCUUAUGUCGAUUGAUUAAAUUACUUAAAUCGCACAUGUGCCGGAAGCGGCCUAUCAUGUGAUUCUUAGAUCAUUUUCUAUAACAAACAAAUCACGAGUUUCAAAGCGUGAUAGACUACGAGUGGUCCCCAUUUUUCCUCAGGGAUAAUAGAGCGAGCGAAACGCGAGCGCGCGUGAAAAUCACCCACGCGAGAAAAGGCGAUUCUCUCUCCCCGCCGCGUGUCGGCUUUUCUCGCGUGGGGUUAUUUUUACGCCCGCUCGCGUUUCGCUCACUCUACUAUCCCUGAGGAAAAAUGGGGGACUACUCGUAGUCUAGGACCGUGACAUCUGUCCCACAGUCCUAUAUCUUAUGUCGAGUGUUUCUCCAGCGGCUGCGUUGGUGUUUGAGAGCGUUUUAAAAGAGAAGAGCUAGCAUAAAUCUGGUGACUGUUGUUUGCAUGUGCUUGCGCGACCAGUUUAUUUACAUGCUGUGACCUGUAAAACAUUGGCACCGAAGCAAGUUGAGGGUUUUGUGUAGAGCCCAGCCGGGAAACCAAGCCUGCAUAACGGGCGCCUUGCCAAGUUAGGCGAACGCAGUAUUUUGCGCGAAGCGAGAGACGAGCUGUGGAGCCAGAUGCUAUUUGACUUUUAAUGUACCUAAAUUAGUACUACUCUGAACAUUUCGCGAAAAAUUUUCAAGUGAAAAUACACAUCGAUAUCGGCCCGGAAAACGGCUGUAAGAUUUGAUAUUACAGUAAGUGAUCAUGAGUCAUGUGAUUACAUGAAUUCAUACGAUCGUUCAUUUUUUUUAUUUUUUUUGCGGAUUUUUGUUCGGAUUUAAAGGCCGAGAGGGCGAAUGCCUGAGGACCGUUCAUUAUUCUUAUCGUGGUUGGUUGGGAGCAGCCCCACCCCAGUGGGAGUAAUGUUGAAAUUGUCCCUGUAUUUUAAAUAAUUUGCAUGGUGAAACUUCCUUUUCCCUUUUUUCAUCUGAACAACAAAUUUCUCAGUUCAUUUCGUAUACAGCUCUCUGGCUUGGUUUUCGCUAGUUUGCUGUCCUUGAUGAAAGAUAAUGUUGUUGAUGAACACAUAAAACGAUAUCAUGAAAGAUUUUUUGAUAUUGACAUUAUUAUUGACACUCUUCGUGGCGGAUCUUUUCUUCCUUGUGUCUUACCUGGGGUCAUUUGUAUAAAGGAGGCUUGGAUUAUAGACGAAUGAAAACAAAGUGAUUGACCAGGCUUAGCGUUUACGUCGAACGUAAAAAUGUAUGCAAGUGGUCCCUGGCUUAUUUACAUGUGGGAAAGUUGCUUUUAGCUUUUUUUUUUACCCAAUUUGUUUCUAACAUUGUCGAGUCAGUAUUGUUUUACUCUGGGAUGGUAACGAGAGAAGUUGUAAGUGAAAAGCGGGAUUUUCAAGAUGGCGCAACCGGAAGAAACUCGAUAGCAUUUCGUACCGUUUUGUGCAUAUGACAUAAAAAGGCCUGAAAAGGAGGGGGAAUUAAAGGGUUUACACUAUUCCCGCCGGUCCCACCCUGUUCAAGACCCGUCCUUGGGGAAAGGAAAAGAAAUUCCAAUAUCUUUUUUCAUUAUUCAGUCUCCAGAAAUGUUCUAUUUCCGGUUAAUUUUAUAAAGUGACUUAAUAAUUAUGUCAUUAUAAUAGAAAAAUCGUGUUUUGGCGAGCUCUCACUAGUGCCCACUCGUGCUCACUCGUGUGUACUUUUAGAUACAAUCGAGUCCAACAUUUUCACGAGCAAACUGCGUUCGUGACAGUUAUUUUUAAAACCCUUAGGGUUGAUUAGAUUAACGCGUACUAUCUUAUACACGAGCAAGGCGCGAAAGCAGCAAAUUCCAAAGCUCUCUCCCGUGCAAACUGCGUGACAAUACAGCUCACAGAAAGGGCCUGAUCUAGCGAAAGCAGCAAAUUCCAAAGCUCCCUCCCGUGCAAACUGCGUGACAAUACAGCUCACAGAAAGGGCCUGAUCUAAUGAGUCGGGCUGGUUUGUCAGGCUGGCUAGCUCUGCCGAGGUGACUUUAACAUCGAUAUUUCAUGAAAAGGGCCAGCCUGGAGCCACCAUUUUUAUUAUAUAGAGAUUGGAUGCAAUGCGCAUGAGCACUCCCACAACUACCUCACUGCAACACCUAAAAUCACUUUUACCUUUUACUUUUUUGUUACUUCUCAUUAAAUUCUACGAGAAACCAGUUUCACUGAUUAACAAACUACAGCCAUUAACUUACCAAUCCAAGUCCCAUACAACUCCUCGCCUUCCACGUUUGUCUUCUGGAGGACUAUCCUUUUUUAGAUUUGAUGCCUUUGGAGGCAACAUUUACCUUUCUUCGACUUCUUCCAUUUUCGCCUGGCCCAACUUUUUAACUUACAUAGAAGCUCCUGUGUGGUGGUCACCUUUUCAGAUAUUUUGCUUUUUCAUGUACAGUCACCUUGCCUGUGGAAAUCAACGGAGAGGGACAUGGACUAUUCCCACAAAUUUUUCAAAAUUAAUCCGAAAUGACUGGUUCGCGUCGGACAUUUAUUUGCUAGUGUUGGGUGUUGUGGAGCCAUUUUGCUCAUCAUCAGGUUCGGUGGGUAUGAGAUAUUUCCUCGUUCCCUUUGCACUUUGCAAUUCCGUAAAUACAGUAUGUAAUUUUCUUUUUUUAAUCAUUCUAAACAUAGUUAAUUGAGUGGAAUGGUUAUGAAACCCGUCAGACUCCUUUGUUAUAUGUUUUUGGGGACCUGAAAGUGCACAACGUUCAAAAGAAUUCCUAUCAUUUUCAUUGUAUUGACCAAUAAAAACGUUGCAUUAAUUUAUUCCGUAACAAUUUGCCAACAGAAAACAGAGGAUUGUGCACUUUCAGGGUGCUUCUAACAUAAACUGCGGCACUGUUGUUUUUAUCAUUGAUGUUUGCCGCUUUUCAUAACCAGUCUCCUCUAAUAACUAUGUUCUAAACAAGCACAAAGUCGUCACGCGCUACGUUUUCUACAUCAGUGUGUGUACAUUGAUUUGCGCUUACAUCGAGAGCGAUGUUGUUGCGUUGUUUUAUUUUGCACUCAAUUUUGAAGGAUCCUUACAAAACGUCAAACUCACAGCCAUCCGAACAGCGGCAAUUACUCUCACAUUGAUCGUAAGUUUUAGGACCUCUAUGCACAUAAUUCGGAAACUCAUCAAUCCCAGCGAAUCACUGUUUGAGGGACUUUCAGAGCAGUGAGUGUUACAGUGACAACGUAACCGUCGGAAGAAUCAGAAGUUUUCAUUUUACUUUUUCCGCAGCUGAUUGAUUAUUGGUGACUAUCAAGUGAUUUGUUUUUGGGUUUUUGCUCUGGGGCUGUGCUUUGCGUAAGUUUCACGUGACAGAUGGUCAAGACACGCGUGAUCAGAUUACGAGCACGAGACUAUAAAGGGGACAGAGAGGGCAUCCCCCAUAUACACCCUAUUCCAUAGGUAAUUCGUCUCGAGUUAUUUUUAACACCACAGAUCUCAAGGGGGAUUAGACAACAGCCAAUCACAUAGCGCGAAUGUGUUCCGCGUGGAUGACCCACGCUGAGAGCCACGCGUCCUUCACGAAAUGACGCAGAACAAAAUGGGGGAAGACGCGGAGAGCGAUUUUGCUAUUCCUUUUGUCGACGAAAACGACUACAGCGAGAUUUCUGCGAAAGCUGUGUCAGCGAAACCGAAAUUAAAAAAGAAUCGCCCUUCCUCUCUUGUAUAGAGCUAACAGUAGAGCAGGGAAAUCCUUAACACACUGAAUAUUCUCUCAGGAUCAUUUAUAAUUUACAGUUUGAAGAGAGCAAUUUCUGGUUUGAUGUUUAUUUUUUUCAGUCUUUAUAGCGAUUAUUCCUACCCACUUACUUUGUCAAUUGUAGGCGAACCCUCCUAAAGCUGAAUUUCAAGGGACCAUAUUCAAGCUCAGAAAGAGAAAUAAAAUUUCGUCGUUGCUUAUUUACGUCCUCCAUAAAACGCGAAAUUAGGCAUUUUCACGUCGUAGUCGUGCAAAAACGGGAAAGAAAUGAACAAAAAAGUGUGUUGCACGUGCGAAGUUGUUGUUUUGCUAAUUAAACCUAUUGUUUUUUUGACGUUCUAGUUGUCGUCCGCGUCGUUGGAUCUUAAACUCCCUAAAUUGUACAAACGACCGGUUUCAAUAGACCGGCGAAAUUUCUCAUUUUAUUAAAGCACUGAGGUUACGACAACUUCGAGUUAAACUGAUUUCACGGGUUGUCAAAGAGUCCAGCGAUUCCUUUUUCCCAGGUGAGUGCCGACUCAUUUCGCUUCAAUAUUCAGGAAUGCUGUCGAUCGUUUUAUGCUUUCAUUGCCUCUCGCCCGACAUGUUUUGCCAGCGUUUGGUCAUGCGAAACCUCCACGAAACAUCCACGCCUCGCGCGAGGUAACUUUAUCCCGAUUCUAAAAAUAAAUCGAGACGAAUUACCUAUGGAAUAGGGUGUAUAUGGGGGAUGCCCUCUCUGUCCCCUUUAUAGUCUAAACGCGCGUGAUUAACUUGCCUACUGUGCAUUCCAUUCAUUCUUAGUGGAAGUCCAAACGAAUGCUGGCUGAUGCUGUUAACUGAUGCUGUUACUGAUGCUGGCUACAUACAUGCGACGCAUGCGUAAUAGUCACCUAGAGAUUCCGAAUGAGGGGUCCCCUUAUCGCCCGCAAUAACAUUACAACAUCACUGUAAAUUACAAUCAUGAUGGUUGAAAUAGCGGUUUUACUAGAGGAUUGGUUUACUGGGGAGCAUGUAUACCUUAGCAUAAUACCGCCGUCUCUGACCAGAAACUUUCGAUAAACAUAAUUAUCAAAUCGUUUCUGGUGUCUACUAAUGCAAAGCAUUCUUAAAAAAACAAUUUCUAUUCAACGUAUCUGAUAGCACUAUGUAUCUUUCUAAAUUGGAAAGAACCGAACUUUUUGAAAGUGGUUUAAAAUAUGUAUUAAAAUGUACACUUUAAGCAAAUGUAUGAACCAUUUUAUUCGUUUUCUCCUAAUGUAUCAUUUAAGUUCGCAUGUUCAUAUACAGCUAUGUCGAGAAAGGUUGUCGGAAAAAGUGCACGCGACAAUCCCGUAAGCUAUUGUGGGUGGUUUUUAGUUCACUGUUCUUCAAAGAAAUUUGAAAGAAUGGCACGAAAGGCCAUGGACUUAUUUUUGUGAGUGCUAAAGGAAAGCAACAAAAGUAGGUUCGAUGGCUACAGUGUCAGGAACAUUGUAUUGAUCAUAUCCCAUGUUACGUUUCGGGAUUGUCGCGGGCACAUUUUUUCCGACAACCUUUCUUGAAAUAACUGUAUUGAGAAUCCGAUUAUGCUAGUGUACUCGAAGUGGCGAUUAAAGAGUUUUGACUUUAAUACAAUACUAUUUUGGUGCUGUUUCUCUAGCUAGAAAUAUAGAACUCAGAUUUUUUGUGAUUACUCUUUUUGUUCUUUGACUCCCUCAGUCCUCAGUAGUUCAUGCGUGAGAUUAUGUGUCCCCAAAUCUGUGGCCGACAAAAUUCUGCGUUGUCAUCCAAAAAAACCUCUUUAUUUGACAGAAUUGUUACAGACUACCUUAUUCUAGGAAAUGAACAAUCCACAUUAACAACGCGAAAAAAAAUUACUUUAGACUAAAUUAGACUAAAUCAACGCGAAUUUGUCAAAAGUUAGGUUUACAUGCAUGAAAUUAACACGCAUUUUUCGAUGAGCAUGUUACUUUAUUCAACCCAAAUUUGCUAACCAAACAAAAUCUCAACAUACUUAUAUCUCAAGGAGAAAAAGAAUCUUUUACAGUCAUUGUUAGUUAUGUUAAUGUUCAGGUUAUUGCUUUGUAAAUGGAUCUAGCGAGGAAACAUUCCCUUCGAUUCUGGCAUACGCUCUUCUCACUUAUGGUAAUAUAUCCGUCUAACCUCGUUUACGGGUAAAAAUUCUUUUGAAAUUCAAAUACGAAAACGUCGUCUGAUUAGCAUUUCAAAGGACGCUUUACUCCAAAACGAGGUCAGACGGGCAUAUUACCAUACGUGAGAAGAGCGUAUGCUCGAUUUUAAAAGAAGAAGUCCUGUCAGAUAGUGAACCUGUGGAGUCAAUGGGGGAGUCAUUAACUAAUGAGGUUUUGCUCUGAAACAAAGGUGCUAUUAAAAUAACAAUGUUGUAAAAUAGUGUGCAUUGAAUUUACAUCGACGUUAAUUAAGAUACAUUAAAUUAACGCGAAGUUUUUAACAUCCCUUUAAUAAAGUGCAUUGUUAAUUUUCUAGAAUAAGUUAUUUAUUUCUUAGGAUUAGCGUAGGUACAAUAUAUGUCCCCAUACAUCAGGUACCUACCCUUGGGCCACGUUUAUACCAGCCGCUGUUCGGGAAAUGAGCCCACCGACACGAGGGUUCACGUGACCAACAACAUCAGUCCUCACCGGUCCCGACAAUCAUCGUAAAAUCUUCUCAGGGGCACCCAACGUCAAUUUUUGGAAAAUAUUUGUACUGAAGACGAUUUGAGAUCUAGAAUUUUCGGAACAUUUGUUGUAAAAUUUCUUGCUUGCCUGCCUCUCCAAAGAUUUUCGAACAUCUAAAAAAUAGUAUAGCUGCCCAUUUUUCACGGAUUUUUAGCCUAAAAAGGUCACCUAGAAUUUUCGGGAGCCUUUUUCUGCCUGAAAUUUUCGAAAAGGUAAGUUUUGAUCCCUAUAAUUUUCAAAUCACUAGACUUUCAGCCAGGAAAUCCGAACAGAUGAAAAAUUUUUAGGGGAUAAAAAUAUGCCUAUAUCUACCGUUUAGAUACUAAAAUACGAUCAACAAUGCUAUGUUUGAAUGGUUUGGAACUAUAUUCUCGUUGGGUGCCCCUGAUCUACUCACCUCAGUCAUUUAUUUAUACCCUGACUAUUGAGAUCCGUUCUUAAAAUAUCUGGUAAGGAAAAAACCGCGUCCGGGCAUUACAAAAGCAGAUCAAGGAUAAUUUAGUAAAGAUAUUUUGACAGAUAAGGUAUAUAAUCUUUUAGGAGGUAAGGGACGUCAAGGGAAGUUUACUUGUAUGGACUGUAUAGUUCUUUUCUUAAUUACUUUCUUUGAUUCUAAGAAACAAAAUUUUAGGUGAAUAAUAGGGGGAUUGGUUACUGAUUGAAAGGUUGUUCUUCUUUCAAUUCUCUUUUUGCCGCAGAAAAUAUUCCCACAGAAAGGACAAAUAAAACUCGCUUUUAGGUCGUGUAGAUAACAGGUUUGUUCGUGUAUUGUAAUUGAAAUCGCGAGCCGGAAUGGAAAGUGGAGUGUCUUUAUUGGAAAGUAAAAUUUGUUAACUUGCCACCUUUUUAUAUUUUUUCUCCGAUGUCAUUCCUUUUCCAGACCAUUGGAAUUCGAGAAAAGUAAACUUUAAUCAGAUUAGAGAAAAGUAAGUGCAAGGCUGGACUGCGAGCAGUCUCUUAGUUUUCUUUUCCGUCACGGUAAAAUGCAAUAACGCGAGGAGCGAGCGCGAAGCCGCGAGGAACGAGGCGUUCUUCUUCUUGUUGUUGUUGUUGUUGUUGUUGUUGUUGUUGUUGUUAUUAUUAUUAUUAUUAUUAUUAUUAUUAUUAUUAUCUCUUUUAUCACAGUCUUUGCUGGUGUUCUUUUCGUGCAUUAGCCGGGCGCAAACCAUGCACCUAGAGCGUCAGUCAUUCAAGUCAAUCAUUCUGUUCAUACGCUGAGCACCUUUCUGAGGAUUCGUGCAGAUCCCAGCAUGCAGAUCUUUUGAAUCUCUGUCAUAGUAGCUCUCUCUGAUACUUUCUUGAUGUUUUCUACCAUACCCUUCUUCACUGUACCAAGAGCACCAACAACCACAGGGAUCACUACGGUUUUCAUAUGCCACAUUCUCUGUAUUUCUAGUUCUAGGUCUUUGUACUCGCUUUUUUUUUCAGUUUCCUUCAGUGCGAUGUUUUUAUCUGAUGGAACAGUCAUAUCAAUAAGUUUGCAGGUGGAAUUCACUGAAUCUUUAACGAUGAUUUCUGGUCUGUUCGCUUUUAUAGUUCUAUCAGUAUUGACUGGCAUGUCCCACAUGAUGGUGAUGUUGUUAUCUUUAUUAUGCAUCACGGUCUCUGACUCGUGUUCGUACCAUUAUUACUUAUAUUAUAUUAUUAUUAUCAUGUAAAAGUUAGCACAGGGAUUUUCCCUGGGGAGAAAUAUCCAGUCAAGUCUCAUCCCGAGACCUCAGACUUCCAGCACCUUUCUGAGGAUAUGUGCCGAUCCGAGGAGUGCCGACUUUUGCAUCGUUCUUGUUCGGUUUUUAAUUCCUAAUUAUUAUUAUUAUUAACGUUAUCAUUAUCAUUAUCAUUAUCAUUAUCAUUAUCAUUAUCAUUAUCAUUAUCAUUAUCAUUAUCAUUAUCAUUAUUAUUAUUAUUGUCUCUAUUAUCACAGUCUUUGCUGGUGCUCUUUUUGUGCAUCAGCCGGGCGCAAACCAUGCACCUAGAGCGUCAGUCACUCAAGUCAAUCAUUCUGUUCAUACACUGAGCAUUAUUAUUAUUAUUAUUAUUAUUAUUAUUAUUAUUAUUAUUAUUAUUAUUAUUAUUAUUUUACUUCUUUGCUUCUUUGGCUCGAGAAGAAAAUAACGCCCUCCUCCCGAAAACAGAUUGGCUAGCACGAGGGGGACUAAAAACCAAACAGGUUAGUCGCCAUUGGAAUGCUGGGAAAUAAAACUCCGCCGACACGUGAAGCUGCUCUCUUUCUUCGCGGCCAUCUUGAAAACUGUGGUAGCAAGAUAACUGCUACAAGAAAACUUUCAAAAUGGGUCGUCUUCACGCGCCAGGGUAAGCUAAAACCGAGUGAUAACAAAAGACGAAUAGCUGCAGCAAAACUUCGACUUAUUAAAAACCAUAUUGUGGCAACUGUAGAGGCGUUUGGUUUCCUUGAAUGUUUUGUAAGAAGUGUUAUAAACUCGUGCUUUUGCGAUCUAAUUUUGUGAUUAAUUUUCCUGUUUCUGCUAAAGGAAAGGUAUAUCUGGUUCAGCAUUGCCAUACCGCAGAAGUGUUCCAACGGUAAGGAAUUUAAGUUUUGUGGACUAAUUUAAGCUUUGAAGGGGAAGGUAUUAAACAUACACAUUACAGUCGAGCCUGUCUAAUACGGACACCGAAGGGACAGAGCAAAAUGUCCGUAUUAGAGAGGUGUCCGUAUAAAAGAGGUCACUAUGAUGACGUCUCUUUUAUGACUCCACUUAUAGUUUUAAGUGUUUAGUAGCUAAAACCGGGCUUACACUCGUUUUUAAACUACAUUAAGUUUAUUAAUUCACCGUACAAAGACAGUCUUUCAGUAGCAUACAACAUUGUACAUAUCACCUACAUACCUACAGUUGUAGACAAAUCACUGUUUUAAGACAAAACGAGCAACAGCGCAAUGCUGCAUGUAAAAAGUUGUAACGUAAAGCACAAUUCUGUAAGCGUCUUUCGCUAUUUUGGAAAUGCAGUAAAACUAGAGUACAAAAUGUAAUAGAAUAGAUCUUUACGCCAUAUAGUUAUUCAAGCCUUAAAAAAGUCGGCUAUGUUCCUCUGUACACCGUUUGCAAACUGAUUGUUUGGUAUACAGCGACUUGGCUUUUGAAGUCACCUUGCAUGGCUCAUCAGGCUGACUAGACGGGAUUUACCCUGUGCAGAUUCACCUUAUCGGGAUUCACCUGAUCACCGUAGUGUCCGUAAAAAUGAGGUUAAGUUUAUAUGAAUUUACUCUCUGGGGCAGAUAUUUAGUGUCCGCUCUCCUUAUUAGAGAGAGUCCAUAUUAUAGAGGUUUUUUUUAAAGAAAAUAUAUGAGAAUUUUGUCAGGACAUUGGGAACUGUCCGUAAUAUAGAGGUGUCUGUAUUAGAGAGUUGUCCGUACCAAGAGGUUGGACUAAAUUGGAAUGGGUACCAUUUAAGAAUAACGUGAAUGUUACCUUUGUGUGUUAUUUGUCGGAUUGGUCCGUAUUUUGGCCCUUACGAGAGUCUAUCCUACCUCCAAAACAACAUCUUUCUCCUUACCAUUUCUAAUUGUCCUGUUUUGCCAUGGUGUUUUUAACCUUACCACAUUUUCAAGUUUUGCAUAUUUUAGUUUGGUGCAGUACAAAAGUCACACUUUUCAUGUGCUGAACCUAAUCCCUUCGAUUAAGUAAAUGAAGAGACCAUUGUUUGAAUCAAUUAAGUCCAACAUGUUUAAUUUGGGUCGUCCCAUGAAUUAAGAUCGAGUAGCUCACAUGGGAAUUUCGACUAUGGAGCAACUUCGUUUCAAACUCCAAACUUCUUAUGUGCCAAACCUAAUGGAUACUUUACCAUAUUUAUUCGGCUAUAAGAUGAGGAAUUUUUACACAAAUUAAAGCUAAAGGUAAGUGAAAUUUGAUUCCAAUAGGGGCUUUCAGCUUAUAACCAACAGUUUUGAAAAAAAAUCUUUUUCAGUUUAUUGAAACUCUACUUAACGGGGAUGUAUUCACUUAUGAGCCAAGCGAAUAGCAGCAAAAGAUCGAAUCAAUCACUUAACUACAAACCUGAAUGAUAAGUUAGCGAAGCACAGAUAAUCAGUCCCAAAUUGUCAAAAUAUCUAACAAAAACAGGUUUCGCAAUAAUACUCAUUGGUAAGCCUUUUACAACAAGGGAAGGUCUAAAACAAAUGAAAGAUUUCAAGAAAUGUGUAAACAAUCUGCCAUGUUUGGUCAAACACGUGCUUCGAAACAUUAGCCUGGUUAUUAAGCACAGACAAAGGCAACAUGAACUGCUGUGGUUUGAUUUGAUUGAAACGCGAUUUCUGUGACCAUUUGAAGCAUAAUGUGAUGAAGACAGGAGAAAGAUUGGUAGCACGAAAAAACCAAACAACAAUUGUUUAAAACUUCAAUCAUAUAAGCCGUUUAUGUCGUUUAGUCAACCUGUUAAGCAAACCGUUUGGAAAAUCAAGGCAAUCUGUUUGAACACUUUCCAAAGCCAUUAGAAAUUUUUGCCCAUCCGUUAGAAGCAAUAAUCAAACCAUUAAAAUGCUUUCUAAAGCUGUUGCCUGUUUAACGGAAAUACGUUAAGUAAGUGUACAUUUUCUUGGAGAAGGUCACUUUUUUUUUUUCGAAAAUGUUAGGUUAAAUGUUUUAGGUUAAAAGUCUGAUAACGAAUAGGUUAUAGGUUACAGCAGUAAUAGUAAUAGUCUUGUAACAAAUAGGUCAUAGGUUACAGCAGGGUAUUUUGGAUUUAUUUUUUGUUCUUGGUUAUGUUGAUUCUUCGUAUUCAAAGUUCAGGGUCUCGGCUUAUAGCCGAAUAACUACCGUACUAGAAUUUAUUUUCUCUUGUAAGCAUUUUAGACCAUUGAGCAUCAUGAAAAUGAAUUGAUUGCAACUAAUAAAGUUCGACGUCUGAAUCAACCAACGAACUUGUAUCAUUUGGGUCUCCCUAAAAAGUUAUUACGUUCAGUACAUGAAAAGAUCGAUGUUUUAAUUGGACCUUAAUGUAUUUGGCGUGGGAUAUUGUACACUUUGGUUAGUAUAGAUAGCAUCCCCUACAGAGCAUGAAUAAUGCUAGUGGUAUAUGAUCUAUGACAUCAUUGUAUCAAAAAACCUUCAUUUUUGUCCGUCCACACAUAAAGUAGAAGCUGGCAUUUUCAAAAAUUUCCACUUUGGGGACUGUUUUUGUAAAUGUCCUUUACAAGGGGAUUGAAGGCUAAAGUAGAGAGAAAUGAUUUGUCUUAAAAAAUAUGCACAAAUGUGUGGAUGAGGCCUUAGAAUCUCACAUUGUCUUAUUGUUACUUUGUGCUUUUUGUGUACUAGUGGUUGAAGUUGACAUCAGAUGAUGUUAAGGAACAAAUUUACAAGCUAGCCAAAAAAGGCUUGACACCUUCUCAAAUAGGUUAGUAUAGAGCUGGGUUUGAAGGAAGGACCUGGAAAUUUGCCAAAUGCAAGUGUAAAUCUAUCUGGGAAAACUAUAAUCUUUUAUCAUAAGAGCACAUUAUGUGAGUGACUUGCCUGAUGGCCAGGAUUUUGGAAAUGGUGAAUAAAGCAGACUUCUAGGGCCCAAUACAACAGCUGGUAAAUGGACAAUGUCCAGCCAAAAUGUCGAUUUGACUGGCUAAAAAAUUUACUCAUCUGUCAUGUUGACCACUCAAAGCUUACAGUAGUCAGCAACUUAAAUCUUAACAAAGCAAUUUUUGACCCCGCUAGAUGUGGUAGAUGCUAUGUAGGAAACUUUACUCUGAGUCUUGGUUGGGCAGAUGUUACUUUGGCAGUCAACACAGUCAUCUUGUUAAGUACCAUCCUUGAGCCUCCAUUAAUAUUUAGCAAAACAAGAUGACUAUCCUUUCAUUACGCCACUUUUUAAAGGUUGUAGCUAUGACUAGAACAAGUAAAUGAUAGUUUGGAGAUUACGGGCUGUUAUUGGUGCGGCACAUCAGAGGAAAACCCCCAGAGGAACAUGAAAUCCUCCUUCCCUGCUCAGUAUUUUUUAAAAAUAUUUUUGCUCAAAUAGGUGUGAUUUUGCGUGACUCACAUGGUGUUGCGCAAGUGCGCUACAUUACAGGAAACAAGAUCCUCAGAAUCCUUAAAGCAAAAGGUAAUUUUUAUAGAGUAUCCUGGAUACUUUUUUUCUUUCUCCUCGUUCUGGUGAUGAAAUUAUGAAAAACUGAUUAUGCAACACUUUUUUUUUUUAUCAGGGCUUGCGGGAACCCUUCCUGAAGAUCUCUACUUCCUGAUCAAAAAAGCAGUUGCUGUUCGUAAACAUCUUGAAAAGCAUAGGAAGGUGUGUGUUAUAAAUAAUUUUGAUAUUAACCCAUUCACCCCUUGACUGCCUGUGCAGUUCCACUGCCAUACCGAUGGAAAGCUUGUUCCACUAGGCCACAGAGAUUGAAGUGCACAACCUGCAAACAGCGUUUUGGUUUAAUAGACGGACAGUGACCAGGAAAUAGUUCGACUAGCUUCAAAACAUGUUUCUUGGCAAAGUUCUUAGGGGCAAGUGAGUUAAUGGACUUAGAUGAGAAUCUUUUUAACUUAUGAUGUUGUUUCUUAUAAAGCAUGUUAAAAAAUUAUUGAAACUAUAUGUAUUUGCUGUUUAGGACAAGGAUUCCAAGUUCAGGCUUAUUCUCAUUGAAAGCAGGAUUCAUCGUUUGGCGCGUUACUACAAGACCAAGAGAGUUUUGCCUCCAAACUGGAAAUAGUAAGAACUACUCCUUGUUAUGGUGUAACAUAAGUUUCAGAAGAAUGCAAUCCUGGAGUGUCAAAAACACCUGUGAUUUUACUGAAAUUCUCCAAAAUCCCAAAGAAAUAGAAAAUGAACAGUCUGUUACAAAUUGGCAAAGUCAAUAAAACUGUAACUUCUGACACAUUGAAAUGUGAUUGUGAUACAGUUGGUGAUCAGGACACCUAAGCAAACCACAAAUUAAUAACUGUUACCAUUACCGUGCAGUUAUCUCAUGUGAUUGGCCUCUCUUAAAAUAACUUUCCAGUACUCCUAUUCUUAGGUUCAUGGUAAAGUUCCUUAAAUUGGGUGCUGGAAUAUACAUGUAUCUAUCCAAGUAUACUGUCUGGUUACUGAUGGAGAAAAAUCUUGCAAUGUCAGGCUUGAAAAAAAAACUUCACUCCAGUUUUUUUCUUUAGACAAGCAGCUCUCUAAACAUGUUUGGUUUAAAAGCAAUUCUAUUGAAAGCCAAAAUUUCCUGAGCUCUUGCCUGUCUGGUGAGCAAGGGUGAAAGCUUCUGGUCCAGCUAGAAAAUCUGCUUGUCCAAGAUGACAGAACAGGAUUAUUUUUAGCCCCGCAAAGUACAGGUUGUAGAUGUGUUGUUGUUAAGUGUGGGAAAAAUCUGUCCAAGUGCUUAAGGCUAGAAAAGUGCCAGAGAGAGUGUGUUUUCAGUUUGGCAUCACAAUAAUUCUUCCUUGUUGGGUUUGUUACAUUGGGUGAAAAUUAAUAGGUCAGAUUGUGGGCAAGUUUUCUUGUCUGUUCGUUCUUUGGAAAUAAUUUACCCAAAUUCACCUCAUAUAGAGCAACCACUGAUAAGUACUAUAUUUUUCUCUUGUUUCAGUGAGUCAUCAACUGCCUCAGCUUUGGUUGCUUAA
This is a messenger RNA of Porites evermanni, 22011 nucleotides long. The record is from the annotation of a GenBank genome assembly. NCBI's taxonomy places the organism in Eukaryota, Metazoa, Cnidaria, Anthozoa, Scleractinia, Poritidae.